Messenger RNA from Notothenia coriiceps (black rockcod), 1644 nucleotides. Its product is annotated as phospholipase D1-like. The transcript is spliced from 15 exons. The record is from RefSeq and is a predicted model, not a curated record. NCBI's taxonomy places the organism in Eukaryota, Metazoa, Chordata, Actinopteri, Perciformes, Nototheniidae. Gene Ontology annotation, molecular function: D-type glycerophospholipase activity; growth factor activity. The coding region runs from base 1 to 1644 and encodes 547 amino acids. Gene Ontology annotation, biological process: intracellular signal transduction; phospholipid catabolic process; phosphatidic acid biosynthetic process. Gene Ontology annotation, cellular component: plasma membrane region; intracellular membrane-bounded organelle.
AUGAGGAAGAGAGGCGACACUGUAGCCGUGGCAACCAACCAGCGCCGAGAGGGAGGGGUCAGUGGGCUGAGUCCAGAGAUCUUUCUGAAGAGACCUGUAGUGGAGGGCAACAGGUGGAGGCUUGACUGUACCCUCAAACGCAAAGCACAACAGGGAGUGCGCAUCUUUGUGAUGUUGUAUAAAGAGGUGGAGCUCGCCCUGGGCAUCAACUCGGGCUACAGCAAGAGGACACUCAUGCACCUGCACCCCAACAUCAAGGUGAUGCGUCAUCCAGAUCACGUCUCGUCCUCCGUCUAUCUGUGGGCGCAUCACGAGAAGAUCGUUAUCAUUGACCAAUCAGUGGCCUUCGUGGGCGGGAUCGACCUGGCAUAUGGUCGCUGGGACGACAAAGAGCACCGGCUGACAGAUGUCGGCAGCGUGACGCGAUCUGUGGCUCUUGAGCAGGCUGGCUCCACCACCACUCCGUCCAAAAAGGGCGUGUCCUCCGUGGACGUCUCCAACGUCAACGGACGAGGAGACCCGGUGGACCUGCCGAAGCUGAAGGGGAUCGGACGCAGCAGGAAGGCUCGCUUCAGUCUGUACAAACACCUGCACAAACACACACUGCAACACGCAGACAGUGUGAGCAGCGUGGACAGCACCGGGAGUGGCUCGGUGAAAAGCCUAAAGACUGGCGUUGGAGAGUUACAGGGUCGCACACGCUUCUGGCAUGGAAAAGACUACUGCAACUUCGUCUACAGGGACUGGAUCCAGUUAGAGAAACCUUUUGAUGACUUCAUCGACAGGUACACCACUCCCAGAAUGCCCUGGCAUGACAUCGCCUCGGUGGUUCACGGCAGAGCCGCGCGGGAUGUGGCCAGGCACUUUAUUCAGCGCUGGAACUUCACAAAGAUCAUGAAGCCAAAGUAUCGCUCUCUGUCUUAUCCAUUCCUGCUGCCCAAGUCUCACUCCACCGCCAACGACCUCCGAUACCAAGUCCCUGGCUGCGUCAACGUCAAAGCGCAGGUGUUGCGGUCCGCAGCAGAUUGGUCGGCAGGUAUCAAGUACCACGAGGAGUCCAUCCACAGUGCCUACGUCCAGGUCAUCGCUAAGAGCAAACACUACAUCUACAUCGAGAACCAGUUCUUCAUCAGCUGUGCCGACAACAGGACGGUCUACAACAAGAUCGGAGACGCCAUCAUCGAGAGGAUCCUCAGAGCGCACAAGGAGGGUAAGAAGUACCGGGUGUAUGUGGUCACCCCCCUGCUGCCUGGCUUUGAGGGGGACAUCACCACCGGAGGAGGGAACGCCAUCCAGGCUGUGAUGCACUUCAACUACAGAACCAUGAUCAGGGGAGAGUACUCCAUCAUCUCGCAGCUGAAAAAGGAGAUGGACGACCAUUGGAUGAAUUACAUCUCCUUCGCUGGCCUGCGGACUCACGCUGAGUUGGAGGGACGCCUCGUCACAGAGCUCAUUUACGUCCACAGCAAGAUGCUCAUCGCUGACGACAACACCGUCAUCAUCGGUCAGUCUCUCCUCUCUCUGUUUAACUUAAUUCCUGUGGGUCUGAGAGUCGUGGCCAUCCAAUCAGUGAAGACCGGCCUCUACAUCGCCAUGAACGGAGAGGGUCACCUCUACUCAUCGGUCCUGAGUGUUUGGUUUUAA